AUGGCUUUGUCUAGUAGGUGGAAAAUUUUGAAUAAAGAGUUGGGGAAAUGGAGAUAUGCGUUGGCAAAAGCGAGGGACAACCAUAUAAGUGGGGAAAAUCUUAACAAUGAGGUGGUGAAGAAUUGUUCGAGAUUCAGAAUUAUUCCAACGGGUUUGAUCGUUGUAUUGAACGAGACGCCACUCCAUGACUCAACGUCAUCGGAUUCACCUUUGGAUUCUCCGAUGAGUCAAGACUUACCAAUCCAAAAGGAGCUGAGGCCUAUUGGGAGAAAGACGGCGAAUGUCAAGAGAUGGAGUACAUCCAGCAAUGAUACUGCAAACUAUUUGGAGCAAAUUGCAAGGAACAUCAUCAUGAGAAUUGAAUUAGACAUGAAAAAAGAUGCGGACGAGAAGGCAAUGAAUGAAGAGUAUGCAAGAGAAAGGGAGUAUGUACGCAAGAAAGACAUUGAGAAGAAGGAUCGGGAAACCAUGGCCAUGGAUUCGAGCCAUAUGUCACAUGAAACAAAACAAUUUUGA
This is a messenger RNA of Prunus armeniaca (apricot), 516 nucleotides long. The record is from the annotation of a GenBank genome assembly. NCBI's taxonomy places the organism in Eukaryota, Viridiplantae, Streptophyta, Magnoliopsida, Rosales, Rosaceae.